Molecule: messenger RNA, 612 nt
Organism: Ilyonectria robusta
Lineage: Eukaryota; Fungi; Ascomycota; Sordariomycetes; Hypocreales; Nectriaceae
Exons: 2
Coding region: 1-612 (203 amino acids)
Source: RefSeq, a predicted model, not a curated record
AUGAAAGCUGCUGCACUUCGAAAAGUUCAAGCUGAAAAUGACGAAUGGGAUGCUACUGCUGAAGAACGAUUCUAUCGAGGCUCUCCACUACUAAAAAAUCGCCGAAAACGGAGGCCUGUGUCUAUACUUGGGGUAACUGAUGAGGAUGAAGAAGAUACAGAAGCUGAGGGUGAUGAGGGCAACAAGGGCGAUAAGGGCAUCAAGAAAGCUAAGGAAGCUAAGGAAGAUGACGAAGAUGACGGCGAUGAGGAAGCUGAGGAUGAAGAUGCUACCUCGGAGAUCCUUUCGGGGGAUCGCAAUGAAAGCGUUCACGACAGCGACAUUGAUUCCUACAUCAACGGUUCAGACGCUCAGUCCUUCGGAUCUGUUGACUUCAUACCAGAGGAGGAUCUUUCGUCGCAGGGAGAAGAAGGAAAUAACGGCUAUGAUAGCGACCGUGACAGCGACUACAGCAUCGACCAUGACAGCGACCAGAGCAUCGGCCAUGACAGCGACCAUAGCAUCGAAAUGGACAUCCGUGGCGAGUUGGCAGACCUGGGACGUGGGAUGACCCAUGACGAGAUAGAAUGGAAGUGGAGUGAGUUGCUAGGAGCAGAAAAGUUAGGCUCGUAA